AUGGAGCUACUGGCAAUUCCUAUUUUUUCUGAACAGGUUGGCAUUGCUGCUGUACAAAUAGCUAAAGCAUGUGGUUUACGUGUCAUUGGUACAGCAUCAACUGACCAAGGUUUACAAGCGAUACGAGAUCAAGGCGCUGAUUUUGUUUUCAAUCACAAACAGGAAGGAUAUUUAAAAGAAAUUGCAAAUGUUACAACAAAUGGUGAAGGUAUUGAUUUAAUACUUGAAAUGUUAGCAAAUGUGAAUUUGAAUGCUGAUUUACAAUUACUCAAAUCUGGUGUCGGAAGAGUCGUUGUUAUUGGUAAUCGAGGUACAAUCGAUAUUAAUCCACGACUUCUUAUGGCUAAAGAAACAAGUAUCUGUGGCGUUACUUUAUUUAGUUCAAGUGAAGAGGAAUUUCAAAUGAUUAAUGCUUAUUUACAACAUGGUCUGAAACAUGGCUAUAUAAAACCAUUGCUUGGUCGAGUUUAUUCAUUAGAAGAUGCAGCACAAGCACAAACCGAUGUUAUUUCUAAUAGUGGUACAUGUGGAAGACUUACACUUAAAAUUUAA
Rotaria socialis is the source of this 552-nucleotide messenger RNA. The record is from the annotation of a GenBank genome assembly. NCBI's taxonomy places the organism in Eukaryota, Metazoa, Rotifera, Eurotatoria, Philodinida, Philodinidae.